Molecule: messenger RNA, 984 nt
Organism: Coniophora puteana RWD-64-598 SS2
Lineage: Eukaryota; Fungi; Basidiomycota; Agaricomycetes; Boletales; Coniophoraceae
Exons: 14
Coding region: 1-984 (327 amino acids)
Source: RefSeq, a predicted model, not a curated record
AUGGAGCAGAACGUCGAACUUGUCUUUGGGCCGAUGCUCAUUGGGGUGUUUAUGAACUGCAUACUAUAUGGCGUUCUUUAUAUUCUAGUUACCGAGACGGUCAAUACCGGGUCGGACAUGGGCUUGGUAUAUGAGCCACUUGUCUUGCAAUGGGGCAUGGAGAAAGCUACGGUGUUUGUACCUCUCAUGUUGACUGCCAGCCCAAUUGUAACUGUCAUGACAUCAACACCAAUUAAGCUAUUUCUCGCCUGGCGAGUCAAACUUGCUAGCAAUUCCACCGUUAUCCCAUUGAUCAUCUGCAUAUUGGCGGUGACAUCUCUGAUCGGAGGCGUUGCAACCACCAUCUCGCUGUGCUUCAUCAAACAAUUCUCUCAGCUACAUCGGUUUGAACCAGCCGUGCUCGUCUGGCUGGUGUCAUCCGAUGUGGCAGAUGUGCUCAUUACUUCGUCUUUGUCUUUGAAUUUGUAUCACAAAAAGACGGGCACACGUACCACUGAUGAUCUUCUUGAUAGGAUUAUCCGACUCACAAUCCAGACUGGGUUGGUGACUACAACUGUCGCGAUCGCAGAGCUAGUUGUAUACAGCACGACCACAACAACCUUGUUCUGCUUAUUUGACUUCGUUCUCGCGAAGCUGUACUCAAACUCGCUCUUGUCGACGCUGAAUGCGCGGGAACACUGGCGAUCUCUAGCAAGGCCUCAAGAACCUAUUUCACUCGGCUCUCGCGCGCGCAAAGGGCAAGUAAACGCAGGAUCCCAUUCUCCUCCCUCAGCCGACACAGGAGAUAUACAGAACAUCUAUGACAUAUCGUUGGAGAAUGGUGUAAUGAGUGCAGAACCUACCGAGGAAGCCAAGUCUUCGCACGCAGAGUCAUGGUACCAUGAGACCACACCUGGACAAGUGAGCACUGGCAUGCCACAUACAAGGGUGGUAGUAAAUACCGUUGUGGAGCGCCAUGUGGAUCGUCUCAACGAAGGAUUCUGA